AUGGCGGCUUUUUCUGGUCCGGCUAAGCCGCUCCUGUCGCUGAACCCGCAGGAGCAGGCCAAGUUUCAGAAGCAAGUGGCGCAAGUCCGCCAGCGCGCAGCCCAGCAAGAGAAACUUACCCCUGGAGUAGUCUAUGUUGGCCACAUACCUCGAGGCCUUUUUGAACCCCAACUCAAGGCAUAUUUCUCCCAGUUUGGCACUGUUACAAGACUCAAAUUGUCCAGAAGUAAAAAGACUGGAAAUAGCAAAGGCUAUGCCUUUGUGGAGUUUGAAUCUGAUGAUGUUGCCAAGAUAGUUGCUGAAACAAGGAACAACUACCUUUUUGGUGAAAGACUCUUGAAAUGUGAUUUUAUGCCACCUGAAAAAAUACAUGAAGAACUUUUCAAAGACUGGGAUGUUCCAUUUUCAAAGCCAUCCUAUCCAGCAGUGAAACGGUAUAAUAAGAAACGGACACUUAAAGAAAAGCUACGGAUGGAGAAGCGAUUUAAAAACAAAGAAAAAUUACUCAGGAAGAAAUUAGCUAAAAAGGGAAUUGUUUACAAUUUUCCUCCAUUGGUAGGCUCCACACCAGUUUGUACGCCAACAUUUUUGGAGAGACGAAAAUCUGAAGUGGCUGAAAUGAAUGAUGAUGAUGAAGAUAAUGAAAUCACUUUUAAACAGCCUGUACUUGAUAUAAAAGAAGAAAUACAAGAGGCUCAAACACCUAUACGUUCAGGAAAAAAAAGAAGAAGAAGAAGAAGCAAACAGUGA
Orycteropus afer afer is the source of this 750-nucleotide messenger RNA. NCBI's taxonomy places the organism in Eukaryota, Metazoa, Chordata, Mammalia, Tubulidentata, Orycteropodidae. The record is from RefSeq and is a predicted model, not a curated record.